AGCAACGAUGAUUUAUCGCUGCCUAAAGCCACGGUUCAGAAAAUAGUCAGCGAGAUAUUACCAGCUCAAACAGGUGUCUCAUUCGCAAAAGAGGCUCGUGACCUGCUCAUAGAAUGCUGUGUCGAGUUCAUCACCCUCAUCUCAUCCGAGGCCAAUGAGAUUUCCGAGAAGGAGGCAAAGAAGACCAUCGCCUGCGAUCACAUCACAAAGGCUCUAGAGCGGUUGGGAUUUUCUGACUACGUACCCGCUGUUCUAGAGGCCGCAGCUGAACAUAAAGAGGUUCAAAAGGGACGAGAGAAGAAAGCGGACAAGUUCGCUAACAGCGGCAUGUCGAUGGAAGAGCUCGCCCGGCUACAGGAAGAACAGUUUGCAGCAGCUAGGCAGCGUCACACAUGA
Messenger RNA from Trichoderma asperellum CBS 433.97, 396 nucleotides. RefSeq names its product negative cofactor 2 transcription regulator complex subunit ncb2 (gene NCB2). Gene Ontology annotation, biological process: negative regulation of transcription by RNA polymerase II; RNA polymerase II preinitiation complex assembly. The record is from RefSeq and is a predicted model, not a curated record. Gene Ontology annotation, molecular function: RNA polymerase II general transcription initiation factor activity; protein heterodimerization activity; TBP-class protein binding. Gene Ontology annotation, cellular component: negative cofactor 2 complex. Lineage: Eukaryota; Fungi; Ascomycota; Sordariomycetes; Hypocreales; Hypocreaceae.